AUGGAUGAUGAUGAUGGAGAUGAUGAUGAUGAUGAUGAUGAUGAUGAUGAUGAUGAUGAUGAUGAUGAUGAUGAUGAUGAUGAUGAUGAUGAUGAUGAUGAUGAUGAUGAUGAUGAUGAUGAUGAUGAUGAUGAUGAUGAUGAUGAUGAUGAUGAUGAUGAUGAUGAUGAUGAUGAUGAUGAUGAUGAUGAUGAUGAUGAUGAUGAUGAUGAUGAUGAUGAUGAUGAUGAUGAUGAUGAUGAUGAUGAUGAUGAUGAUGAUGAUGAUGAUGAUGAUGAUGAUGAUGAUGAUGAUGAUGAUGAUGAUGAUGAUGAUGAUGAUGAUGAUGAUGAUGAUGAUGAUGAUGAUGAUGAUGAUGAUGAUGAUGAUGAUGAUGAUGAUGAUGAUGAUGAUGAUGAUGAUGAUGAUGAUGAUGAUGAUGAUGAUGAUAUGAUGAUGAUGAUGAUGAUGAUGAUGAUGAUGAUGAUGAUGAUGAUGAUGAUGAUGAUGAUGAUGAUGAUGAUGAUGAUGAUGAUGAUGAUGAUGAUGAUGAUGAUGAUGAUGAUGAUGAUGAUGAUGAUGAUGAUGAUGAUGAUGAUGAUGAUGAUGAUGAUGAUGAUGAUGAUGAUGAUGAUGAUGAUGAUGAUGAUGAUGAUGAUGAUGAUGAUGAUGAUGAUGAUGAUGAUGAUGAUGAUGAUGAUGAUGAUGAUGAUGAUGAUGAUGAUGAUGAUGAUGAUGAUGAUGAUGAUGAUGAUGAUGAUGAUGAUGAUGAUGAUGAUGAUGAUGAUGAUGAUGAUGAUGAUGAUGAUGAUGAUGAUGAUGAUGAUGAUGAUGAUGAUGAUGAUGAUGAUGAUGAUGAUGAUGAUGAUGAUGAUGAUGAUGAUGAUGAUGAUGAUGAUGAUGAUGAUGAUGAUGAUGAUGAUGAUGAUGAUGAUGAUGAUGAUGAUGAUGAUGAUGAUGAUGAUGAUGAUGAUGAUGAUGAUGAUGAUGAUGAUGAUGAUGAUGAUGAUGAUGAUGAUGAUGAUGAUGAUGAUGAUGAUGAUGAUGAUGAUGAUGAUGAUGAUGAUGAUGAUGAUGAUGAUGAUGAUGAUGAUGAUGAUGAUGAUGAUGAUGAUGAUGAUGAUGAUGAUGAUGAUGAUGAUGAUGAUGAUGAUGAUGAUGAUGAUGAUGAUGAUGAUGAUGAUGAUGAUGAUGAUGAUGAUGAUGAUGAUGAUGAUGAUGAUGAUGAUGAUGAUGAUGAUGAUGAUGAUGAUGAUGAUGAUGAUGAUGAUGAUGAUGAUGAUGAUGAUGAUGAUGAUGAUGAUGAUGAUGAUGAUUGAGGUGGAAUGUAGAACCUGA
Schistosoma mattheei is the source of this 1317-nucleotide messenger RNA. Lineage: Eukaryota; Metazoa; Platyhelminthes; Trematoda; Strigeidida; Schistosomatidae. The record is from the annotation of a GenBank genome assembly.